CCACUUGUAGGACGAUCUGAAUAAAUUGUGGCGACCUCUGAUGUCACAAAGGCCAUAACGGCUCAUCCAGUGCUAUAUAACUGAGAAACUCUGCCCUGCUUCCUGUCUCACUUGAGGACGGGAAUCUAGGAUGACAUCUGUAACUGUGUUCACCUCUAUCUUGGCGGUAGCGUUGCUACCUUUGGCAGAAUCCUACUCCUCCUUUCAGGACAGUAUUCCUAACGGCAGGAAUGUACGUAACCCCUGUAACCAAAUGCCUUGGCCUGGGGUUGGUCACCGAGCGAUCCAGGGCGGCGGAAGAAAAAACCGUUUCGGAGUUGAUUUUGCCGCUGCUGGAAAUAUGUGGACUCCUGAGUUGUGUCGGAAGGAUUCUGACAAUGAUGGCGUGUCCAACGGCGAGGAACUGGGCGACGUCUUCUGUAGGUGGAGCAUCUCUAACCCAAUCAACCUCGCCAGUCCCAAGGGACAUCCGGGUAUCUGUGAGCCUGUUGGAUCAAGUAAAUGUGGAAACAGCUGGAUUGCUUGCCCUUAGUAACCUUUCACCUGCCGUCCGACAUCCUGACACCAGCAGCCCGUUACAGGAAUCUGCUUCACGGCAUGCAGGCCCACAAAAUGACUACCAAGUCAUUUGUAGAGAUUUGCUUUACAAAUAAGACAUUUAAACCCCUUACAGGCUACUUGUGGAAGAGACUUUUAACCUUUCUCACUUGUAAAAUAUUGAUAGAAGAAAGCCAGAAUAAAAGACAAACAACAGCUAUUCCAAUACUGUGAUGUAUAGUUAGAUUAUUGUGCUAACUGCUCUUAUCUCACGUCGGCUACUUAUGCAAAACUAAAAGAUCGAAGAUAAAACAUUUGAGCUC
Pomacea canaliculata is the source of this 860-nucleotide messenger RNA. Its product is annotated as temptin-like. The transcript is spliced from 4 exons. Bases 131 to 532 code for a protein of 133 amino acids. The record is from RefSeq and is a predicted model, not a curated record. NCBI's taxonomy places the organism in Eukaryota, Metazoa, Mollusca, Gastropoda, Architaenioglossa, Ampullariidae.